CCGCCUCCUCUCCCCACUGUCAAAGCCCCUGUCAAGCGUCAACAUCAUCUCUCUUAUCCACCUCACUUUGCUAACAUCGCAGAGACUAUACAUACGAAAUGGCUGCCAACGCCAGAUAUGAGCCUGCUCCGCAGCGCGACUCCUUCGAAGAGCGUGCCUACACCCAGCCCCCGCCGUCUUAUCAGGCAACGGCCGAGUACCCACAAGCGCCACGCAGUGAGGACGACAAUGUCCCGGAUGACUUCAAGUUCGGUGGUACUGUCGCAGAGGGCACCCUGCCCAUCCGGAUGCAGUUCAUCCGCAAGGUCUAUGCGAUCCUAACCGCCCAACUCCUCCUCACGACUAUAAUGAGCUCCAUCUCCUUCUUCAGCCCCAACUACCGCGCCUGGAUCCAGACCAACUCCUGGCUCAUGUUCGUCUCCGUCUUUGGCGCCCUCGGCUUCAUGCUCGUCACGUACUGGAAGCGCAAAUCCUACCCGGCCAAUCUCCUCUUCCUCUCAGGAUUCACCCUUCUGGAAGCCUACUCCAUCAGCGUCGUCACCUCCUUCUACAGCGCGCGCAUCGUGAUCCAAGCCCUCAUCCUGACCCUGGGUCUGUUCGUCGCCCUCACUCUCUUCGCCUGCCAGACCAAGUACGACUUCACCAGCUGGAUGCCCUAUCUCUUCGGGAGCCUGUGGUUCCUGAUCCUCUUUGGAUUCGUUGCCGUGUUCUUCCCGGCCAACAGCACCGUCGAGCUCAUCUACAGUGGUCUGGCGGCGUUGAUCUUCUCGGGCUACAUUCUGGUCGAUACGCAGCUGGUGAUGAGACAUUACCAUGUCGAGGAGGAGAUCGCGGCCUCGAUCUCCCUGUACCUGGACAUUCUGAAUCUGUUCUUGGCUAUUCUGCGCAUCUUGAAUAACCAGAGCAACAACUAGUGAUAGCAGUGGUGACGUGGCCAAAUUGUGUCUGGUAAGUUGAUGAGGGGGGUCGAGAUGACAUUCGGUACGAUGAAUAUCUUGACUGCUUGCUUGUAUGCGUAAUGAUAUCGAUUGUUCAUUAGGUUAGGUAGUUUAGCUUAGCUCUUGUUUAUUCUGCUCAUCUUUUCCUUUUAACCUCAGAACUUCAGAUCCACUCAGCUUUGUUCUUACAUUCAUCAAUAAACAGUAUAUCAUCUAUGCUUAA
Molecule: messenger RNA, 1161 nt
Organism: Aspergillus ibericus CBS 121593
Lineage: Eukaryota; Fungi; Ascomycota; Eurotiomycetes; Eurotiales; Aspergillaceae
Product: Bax inhibitor-1 family protein
Exons: 3
Coding region: 99-914 (271 amino acids)
Cellular component (GO): membrane
Source: RefSeq, a predicted model, not a curated record